AUGGUUGAUGCAGCGGUGGUGAGUAGACUUGUGAGCAGCGACGGAGAUAGUGGUGCAAAAAGUGGAACGCAUUCCGUGAAAUUACCAUCAAAUCGAUUCCUCUAUUAUAUCGAUGAAGAAACGAUACGGAAAAAUGUGAAGGAGCGUGGCUACGCAGAAAAUCCCUCCGUGAAGCAGCUAGCUCAUUCCGACCUCGUAGACGGCAUCUAUGAAGGUUACUUUCUCUACAAACCGCUUGCUGAAUUUCCUUUUUAUGUGUUUUUUGCAGCAAUGCAAUGA
Messenger RNA from Gongylonema pulchrum, 279 nucleotides. Lineage: Eukaryota; Metazoa; Nematoda; Chromadorea; Rhabditida; Gongylonematidae. The record is from the annotation of a GenBank genome assembly.